AUGGCCUCCCAGAAGGACCCAGACAAGAGCUGGGAGAAGAAGCUCCCAAAGAACAAGUUGGAGCAGAAAAAUUGCAGCCCCAAGGGACAGGAGGAGGAGGAGAAGGGCAACAUGGACGAUGGUGAUGAGGAGGAGGGCCUCAUGGAGGAUGAUGAUGAUGAGGAGAAUGAUGACUAUGAGGAUGAGGAUAAUGAUGAGGAGGAAGGUGACCAGGAUGAGGAGGAGACGGAAUAUGCAGAGGAGGAUGAAGCCAGAGCAGGUCCCUCUAUGCCACUCAAGCAACUGAAUCAGUGCCCUGAGUGUGGGCAGAGCUUCCCACCUGGCUCAGAGUCACUGAAGCACCGCUGCCCCCACCCUGGCACCCGGCCCUUUGUCUGUGGUGACUGUGGCAAGAGGUUCAGACACAGCUCUCUCCUCAUCCGCCACUGCCUGACCCACAGUGGCGAGAAACCUUUCAUCUGUGCUGACUGCGGCCACGGCUUUAGACGACGCUCUGAACUCACAAUCCACCGCCGCAUCCACACUGGGGAGAAGCCCUACAGCUGUGCUGAUUGCGGCCAGCGCUUCAGACAUAGCUCCGCCCUCACCAACCACUGCCGCACCCACAGCGGUGCCAGGCCGUACAGCUGUGAUGCCUGCGGCAAGAGCUUCACUCGCAAGUCUUCCCUCCGGCAGCACCGCAGUGUGCACAACAAAGAGAAGGCCUUCACCUGCAGGGACUGUGGCAAGAACUUUAGUCGCAGUUCCUCCCUCACCGUCCACCGCCGCAUCCACACUGGCGAGAAGUUGUUCCCCUGUGCUGAGUGCGGCAAGAGCUUCACCACGAGCACGUUACUGAUCCAGCACCAACUCAUCCACAGCGGCGACAAACUCUACAGCUGUGCCGACUGCGGCAAGAGAUUCGGCCGCAGCUCCGACCUAACCAGUCACCACCGCACCCACACGGGUGAGAGGCCUUACAGCUGUGCUGACUGUGGCAAGAGUUUCACUCAGAAAUCUUCCCUCACCCGGCACCGCAGUGUCCAUAGCACUGAGAAGUCCUUCACCUGCAGGGACUGUGGCAAGAGCUUCAAAACCACCUCCAGCCUCACCAUCCACCGCCGCGUCCACACCGGAGAGUUGUUCCCCUGUGAUGAGUGUGGCAAGAGCUUCACCACGAGCACUGCAUUCAUCCAGCAUCAACUCAUCCACAGCGGUGACAAACCGUACAGCUGUGCCGACUGCGGAAAGAGUUUCACCUGCGUCUAUAACCUCUCCAGGCACCGUCGUGUGCACACGAGUGACAAAGCUUUCACCUGCGACGACUGCGGCCAGAGCUUCACCAGCAUCUCCUGUCUAACCAAGCAUCGCCUCAGCCACACCACUGACCAGCCCCCAGAGCAGGGGAGGUACAAAUAGAUCUUCCCAGGGUCUACUGGGGUAAU
Molecule: messenger RNA, 1424 nt
Organism: Dryobates pubescens (Downy woodpecker)
Lineage: Eukaryota; Metazoa; Chordata; Aves; Piciformes; Picidae
Product: zinc finger protein 501-like
Exons: 1
Coding region: 1-1398 (465 amino acids)
Biological process (GO): regulation of DNA-templated transcription
Molecular function (GO): DNA-binding transcription factor activity, RNA polymerase II-specific; RNA polymerase II cis-regulatory region sequence-specific DNA binding
Source: RefSeq, a predicted model, not a curated record